Messenger RNA from Lymnaea stagnalis (great pond snail), 1293 nucleotides. The record is from the annotation of a GenBank genome assembly. Lineage: Eukaryota; Metazoa; Mollusca; Gastropoda; Lymnaeidae.
CGAUCAGUUAUGGGCUGCUCCAAAACUUGCCUAAGAAAAAUCAAGGUAAUGCAUUUAUUUAUCAUGUAAAAUUUUAUUCAUUUUCAAAGAAAGCUUAAACAACUUUUAAAUAUGGACUACCCCUUUCAUAAAUAAUAAUACCCUUUUAUGUUUUUUGGGGAAUAAUAGAUAUUUAUAAAUACAGAGAUUACACAUUGGUAAAAAUCAUAAUUUUAGGUCUAAAAAGAAUUUCUGACUCUAACAUCUCCAUACAUUAAAAAGUUCAUAAUAUAGAAUAAAUAUUAAUUGUAAACAUUGAGUUUAUAUUUUACAUGAUUGCCUAGCUUACUAGGAUGACAUCAGAGGACUGCAAUUAGCUAUUUUCGGAAAUCAGUUGGAGGCAAAGAAAUUAUUAAUAUAACUUUAACUCUUGAAUUGCCUGAACACAGGUUCCCAAAUGCUGUAAAGGCUUCUAUGGCUCACAGUGCCUGCCUUGUCCAGGAGGAUUUAGGAAUCCCUGCAGUGGAAGGGGCGAGGUUUGUAUAUAUUAUUUAAUCCUAUUAAAAAUUUAAGUGAUAUCGCAUUCAUAAAGCUAUAUUUUUUAAAUUUAAUUUAAAAUAAAAGGAUAGCUAGAUCUACUGGUACACAUAAACUUUACAUAUAAUAAUGUUAUCACUCAAUGGCUCAUAACCUUAAUUUUUGUUAUUUUAGUAGGUCAGUUAAAUAUGUCUUCAAUAUACAAAAAAUUAAACUAAACUACAACACCAAUUUUUGUUAGUGUAAUUUGGCUGUUUCUUUUUAUUUUUAAGUGCUUGGACACAAUAAGUGGGACAGGAUAUUGUGUUUGCCAGGCUAACAUAACUGGUACAGCAUGUGAGAAAUGCAAACAGAGCAAAACCUUUGGACCUGAGUGUAACCAAAGUAGGUUUAUUUUACCAAUAAAAAUAUCAUUUGUGACAUUAAAUCCUUUGGAAAAAAUGUUAGUCUGUGUUAGAUGCAUACCCAUAGAUUUAAGGAUUCACUGAAUUUUCUUAGCAUAAUAUUUCACCAUGAUUACUGCCUAGUUCUGUUAAAAAUGUUAACAGGGAUUAAUUUUUAUAGAAAUAAUUGCAACACAUAUAUGGCCACUUGAAAAUUAAAUAUCACUUGGUAUUGUUAAUUAAUUAAAACCUUUGCUAUUUUUUUGGUAAGUUGGUGGGAUUAUUAAUCUAAUUGGUUUAAUUAUUAUUUUCAGUAUGCACAUGUUUAUAUGGUACCUGUGAUGAUGGCCCAAAUGGAACAGGCAAGUGCAAGGCAGGAAGUUGUCAGGAAGGC